Messenger RNA from Lathyrus sativus (Indian pea), 1701 nucleotides. The record is from the annotation of a GenBank genome assembly. NCBI's taxonomy places the organism in Eukaryota, Viridiplantae, Streptophyta, Magnoliopsida, Fabales, Fabaceae.
AUGAAAACAUGCACCUUUUGUUGCAUGUCACUAGCAAUCAUUGUUUUGAUGACAAACACCAUCAACAUGACAGUGAGUAAGAAACACAUUCCGACCACCCUUGAUGGCCCGUUUGAACCGGCGACUCGUCGGUUCGAUUCAUCGCUGCGAAGAGGCAGCGAUGAUCUGCCUAUGACUCAUCCAAGGCUGAGAAUGAAUGUCAGCUUGAAUUUUCCUGAACAAAUUGCUCUUGCUGUUUCUUCACCAACUUCUAUGUGGAUUUCUUGGGUUACUGGGAAUGCACAGAUUGGUCUGAAUGUGACCCCACUUGAUCCUGCAUCUGUUAGAAGUGAGGUGUGGUAUGGGAAAAAGAGUGGAAAAUACACAAGUGUAGGUAAAGGUGAUUCACUUGUUUACUCUCAGUUGUAUCCAUUUGAAGGACUCUUGAAUUACACUUCUGGGAUUAUUCACCAUGUCAAACUUGAAGGUCUUGAACCUGGAACCAGAUAUUACUAUAAAUGUGGGGAUAGUUCCAUUCAAGCCAUGAGCCAAGAGAGUUCUUUUGCGACUUUUCAAACACCUAGUCCAAAGAAUUAUCCUACUAGAAUAGCACUUAUUGGAGAUUUGGGCCUUACGAGCAAUUCUUCGACAACUAUUGAUCAUCUAACUUACAAUGAUCCUUCGAUGAUUCUAAUGAUCGGAGAUUUAACAUAUGCAAACCAGUAUCGUACAACUGGUGGAAAGGGAGCUUCGUGUUUUUCAUGUGCGUUUCCUGACGCGCCUAUCAGAGAGAGUUAUCAACCUCGAUGGGAUGGAUGGGGAAGGUUUAUGGAGCCUUUGACCUCAAAAAUUCCAAUGAUGGUUAUUGAAGGGAAUCAUGAGAUUGAACCUCAAGCGGACGGAAUCACAUUCAAAUCAUACUUAUCAAGAUUUGCAGUUCCUUCCGAAGAAAGUGGUUCUAAAAGUAACUUCUACUACUCUUUUGACGCCGAAGGCAUACACUUUAUCAUGUUAGGAGCAUAUGUUGAUUACAAUAGCACCGGUGCACAAUUUUCUUGGCUGAAACAAGAUCUGCAGAGCGUAAACCGCAGCGUAACCCCUUGGUUAGUCGCUACAAUGCAUCCUCCUUGGUAUAACAGCUAUGCUUCACACUAUCAAGAGUUUGAGUGCAUGAGAUUAGAAAUGGAAGCACUUUUCUAUCAAUACAAAGUUGACAUUGUUUUCAAUGGACAUGUCCAUGCUUAUGAGAGGAUGAAUAGAGUUUAUAACUACACAUUGGAUCCCUGUGGACCUAUUUACAUAACUGUUGGAGAUGGCGGAAAUAUCGAGAAAGUAGAUGUUGAUCAUGCAGAUGAACCUGGAAAGUGUCCUUCGGCCGGAGAUAACACACCGGAAUUCGGAGGUGUUUGUCAUUCAAAUUUUUCCUUUGGUCCUGCCAAAGGAAACUUCUGUUGGAACAAACAACCUGAAUGGAGCGCGUUUAGAGAAAGUAGUUUCGGACACGGAAUACUUGAGGUUGUGAAUUCUACAUAUGCGUUAUGGACUUGGCAUCGAAAUCAAGAUAGUUACAAAGAAAACGCAGUUGGCGACCAAAUAUACAUAGUGCGGCAACCGGAAUUGUGCCUCAAAGAUUCGAAAGUAUUAGAGUUACAAAACUCACAACAAUCACUACACACUAUUCAUCUUCUUUCUCUGCUGCUCCCAUUCAUUUCUCUCAUGUAA